Molecule: messenger RNA, 1372 nt
Organism: Dioscorea cayenensis subsp. rotundata (Guinea yam)
Lineage: Eukaryota; Viridiplantae; Streptophyta; Magnoliopsida; Dioscoreales; Dioscoreaceae
Product: phosphoglycerate mutase-like protein 1
Exons: 9
Coding region: 237-1049 (270 amino acids)
Cellular component (GO): cytoplasm
Molecular function (GO): phosphatase activity
Source: RefSeq, a predicted model, not a curated record
UCAUAUUAACCAUGUCCCUCCUUUCGAUCACAUUGUCAUCUGUCAUGUCUCAUUGAUAUCAACCAUUAACAAUAUUCUUCCGGAGAGGUUAUCCAGUCGGAUUAUUUUGAGGUUUUUGCUGAGUGCCCAUCAGUUCACUCCCUUAUUAUACAUACAUACAUACAUUCGCUUCGGAUUUUCUUUUCUUAUCGGCGAUUAUUUUUGCGUGCUCUCUGCCUCCGAUUUUCUUUUCAGACAUGGAGGGGCGUGCUGAUUCAAGUCUAUAUCCUUUGCACCGUUCCAAGACACUGCACCUGGUGCGACAUGCACAGGGUAUUCAUAAUGUGGCUGGUGAAAAAGAUCACAAAGCAUAUUCAUCUCCGAAGUUUUUUGAUGCUCACAUCACCCCUCUAGGCUGGAGUCAGGUUGAUAAUCUACGGGAGCAUGUUAAUGAAUGUGGGCUUGCUAAAAGGAUUGAAUUAGUCAUCACUUCUCCUCUCUUAAGGACAAUGCAGACAGCAGUAGGGGUUUUUGGAGGUGAAAGCUAUCUGGAUGGAAUGGAUGUUCAUGUUCAUCCUCUCAUGAUAGAAAAUGUUGGGAACAGUAAUCGUUCUGCAAUUUCAAGUCUCAAUUGCCCACCAUUUAUAGCUGUCGAAACUUGCAGAGAACGCUUGAUGGAAAAUGAAGAAGAUAUUCUAUGGGAUGCUGAUAAACGAGAAUCAAAUGAAGCACUUGCUACUAGGGGAUUGAAGUUUAUCAACUGGUUGUGGACUCGACCGGAGAAGGAGAUUGCCAUUGUUACCCACAGUGCUUUCUUAGAAUGCACGUUGCAGAUGUUUGGAAAUGAUUGUCAUCCUUCCAUUAAAAAUGAAAUCAAUAAACACUUUGCCAACUGUGAACUCCGUUCGAUGGUGCUGGUUGAUACAAACAUGCUAGCGAUGGUGGAUACCUCCAGUAGCAAUUAUCCUGGACAGAAACCUCAUGGGCUUGGUCUGCCAAGUGAUGUAGCUCAUGAGGAGCUCCCCAAGAAAGAGGAUCAGAAUUACACCUGUUACUGUUGGAUAUUGUAACAAUAUAUGUCCAGUCCACAAAGCACAACAUAACAAGCAUUCUUUACUUCUUACUUUAAUGCAUGUUUUAUUGCAUGUUUCAUGGCAUGUUUUAGGGUCUUGCCAUGUUUCUCAUUCUUGAGUACCACCAAUUUCUGAUACUGGUCUUCCCAAUAUAUAAGAACUAAAACCACAUGUAGACUCCUAUUUGAUUUACUUGUUCCAAAUGCAAAAGUGUUCAUAAUGUGCUCUUAGAGCCUUAUAUAUUGAAAAAAAAUUGUAACAGAUUUGUUAUAAAAUAUGUAAAAAUAUUUUAGGCAUAUACAGGGACUUUAUAAGGGAUA